This is a messenger RNA of Ogataea philodendri, 1323 nucleotides long. RefSeq lists its product as uncharacterized. Bases 1 to 1323 code for a protein of 440 amino acids. Gene Ontology annotation, cellular component: outer membrane. The record is from RefSeq and is a predicted model, not a curated record. Lineage: Eukaryota; Fungi; Ascomycota; Pichiomycetes; Pichiales; Pichiaceae. The transcript has a single exon.
AUGUCUUCUCCGUCAGAAGUGCUCCUCAACAACGCCACCGCAGGAGUCAACCUCAAGGCUGUGUCGGUGGCCGGCGGCGACCAGUUCUCCGACAACUUCUUCUCCAAGCUGUUGGCGCCGCUGCUCAAUUCGGCAGACCUCACCGUCAACCAGCUCACCACGCGAUGCCAGGCCUCGUUGGCCAACCUCGCGCUCACCAACUGUUUCGACACCGUGUCGGUGGCCGUGGUGCCCGACCCGUCCGUGCCCGACACCCCGUUGGGACUCGCGGCCAACUUCAACCUCGUCCCGGCAAAACUCGCCCACACCACCUUGGGCUCUGUUUACACCCCAGAGGGCAACCAGUUGAUGCUCAAUUACCUCAACCACAACACCUUCGGCAACGCCGAGCUGCUCAACGUGUCGUCGCUUGCCAGCCUCGUCCCGGACGCCCCGCUGCGCCUGCUCAACGUGCUGUACAAGGCCCCUCUCGUGGACCCGUCGCUGCGACUAUUUGCCAACGGGUUUGUUUCCAGCUCCAACGACACAAAGUUCCAGUCCGACCAGCAGUGGGUCUCUUCUGGAACGUUUGGAAUGGAGAAAAUCAAACUGCUGCCAAACCUGUCUGCGUCCGCGUCCGCGGCCGUUUCUUUGGUGAAACGUACCACGCUUCGUGUCAAGGACGGGGCCAGCGACGAGAUCAAAACCUACGCGGGCGACCACCUCAAGGAAUCCCUGCUGCUCUCGCUCGCGGCCGGAAACCUCCAGUUCCUUCCCUCGUCCAAAAACACUCUCCCGGUCAACGGGUUCCAAUGGUCACUGAAAAACGAGGUCACGGGUCUCUCCAACACCAGCCCGGAGAAGUUCGUCAAAGUGGAGUCGUCGCUCCAGCUGGUCAGGUCGGUGCUCAAGAACAAUCUCACCCUGGACGUUUCCGCCGGUCUUGGCCACAUCAUCAACCUGUCCCGGUCAAAAACCAUCCAUUACCACGACAAGUUCUAUCUGGACGUGCUGGGCCACGGAACCCUGGGCUAUCCGGGCCAGCAACAGGGCCGUUUUGGCGGAACCUCGUACAUCACCUACAAAGUGCGUCUUUUGUCCAGAUUGCUGUUUGUCAAGCCUACAAACCCAUUGAGACUCUACUUCGACCUCAACGGGGGCCAGGUCACCUCGGACCCGGCCCAGCUCGCCCAGGCGUCCAGCCUGCGGUCGGGCGUCGCCAUAGGCCUGCUCUACAAGGUCGGCUCCGCAGCAGACUGCAACCUCUACUACCAGCUGCCGUUGUCGUCGCAGCCCAACGUGCCAGGAGUCGGCUUCAACGUGGCCCUGUACGGCGACUACUAG